Messenger RNA from Danio rerio (zebrafish), 1922 nucleotides. The record is from RefSeq and is a predicted model, not a curated record. Lineage: Eukaryota; Metazoa; Chordata; Actinopteri; Cypriniformes; Danionidae.
UUAUCGAUAUUUGUCUUGUUUUCUCUGGUCUCAUGUCACUGUCAAACCGAGGCGCCAUCUUCAUCCCACACUCACCUGCGCGAGGUCUAUGAAUAUUCAUCAGCGCGCGGUCCCAUUGGUCGAUUGUUUGCGGACGUCUGAUGUUAGGGCGGGAACAACGCUAAGCAUCUAUUUAAUAUUCAUAAGCAGCCCUGUUGGGGCUUUAAGCGGCUUCACUGCAGCAGCAGAAACGCGAAGAACAGAGACAGACGACCUUAAUUACCAUAAAACAUCAUUACACAAGAAAACGAGCCAGAGAUUUACAGUUUUUCUUGAUUUCACAGGAGUUUUCUGAGGUUAUGGUUUUAUUCUCGACGGUCUAAUGGAUCUAGUGCAGUUUUAUCACCCGGAAUCCUUUUCCUUCCCUUCUGAACAGAACGCCUUCAUGGACAUGAUGUCAUUCAGCGGACACUGUCCCCCUUAUAUUAAGACCGAACCGUCCAGUCCGUCCUCACUGUCAGAUAGUCUGACCCAGCACAGUCCCGGAGCCUCAUCAGACGCCGGGAGCAGCUACAGUUCAGGACCUAAAGGAAACCUGGCAGGCCUGGACUCUCCGGCAUCGUACCUGCGCAGUGCCCCCUGCAGGCUUCUGGAGGAAGCGCAGGCGAAGGGUGAAUACGGGCUGAGCUCAGGCCCCAAACGUCUGUGUCUGGUGUGUGGAGAUGUUGCGUCUGGAUUCCACUACGGGGUGGCUUCAUGUGAGGCCUGCAAAGCAUUUUUCAAACGCACCAUCCAAGGUAACAUAGAGUACAGUUGUUCAGUCAGCAGAGACUGUGAGAUCACUAAACGCAGGAGGAAGUCCUGUCAGGCCUGUCGCUUCACCAAGUGUCUGUCUGUGGGGAUGCUGAGAGAAGGUGUGCGUUUGGACCGGGUUCGAGGAGGACGGCAGAAAUAUAAGAGGAGAAUUGACUCCGAUUCUAGUGUUUACCUCAGUGUGCCACUUCCUCACAGAAAACCAGUGUCCUGCAGCGCUCAUGCUGAAAAUAAGGUGGUGACGCUUCUGCUGGGGGCGGAGCCAGAGAAGGUGUGUGCCAUGCCUGACCCCGCCCUCCCCGAUAGUGACAUCAAAGCCCUGACGACCCUGUGUGACCUCGCUGACCGAGAGCUGGUGCUGAAUAUCAGCUGGGCCAAACACAUACCAGGUUUCUCCAGCCUCUCACUGUCGGAUCAGAUGAGUCUCCUACAGAGCGCCUGGAUGGAGAUUCUGGUCCUGCGGGUGGCGUUUCGCUCUCUGCCCUGCGACGACAGGCUGCUGUUUGCGGACGAUUACAUCAUGGAUGCGGAACAGGCCAAAUGUGCCGGUCUGCUGGAGCUGCACACGGCCAUAUUACAGCUGGUGCGCAGAUACAGAUGCAUGAGUCUGGAGAGAGAAGAGUUCGUCACUCUGAAGGCCAUCGCUCUCGCUAACUCAGACUCGAUGCACAUUGAGGACGUGGAGGCGGUUCAGGGUCUUCAGGACGCCCUGCACGAGGCUCUGCUGGAUUACGAGUGUGUGCAUCACAGUGAGGACCCUCGACGGGCAGGAAAACUCAUCAUGACUCUCCCGCUGCUCCGCCAAACCUCCGCUAAAGCCGUUCGUCAUUUCUGCAGCAUCAAACAGGACGGACGCGUCCCAAUGCACAAACUCUUCCUGGAGCUGCUGGAGGCCAACAUCUGAUCCGCAAGCCCAUUGGACUGUCAGACUGAGGUGACACUCCCCCUCUCGCACACCAUUGGCUGAGGGAGGAUUGGUCACAGAUACAGGGGAAAUUACUUAUUAACAAUAACACAGGAUAUACUCCAUACGGAUACAGUUGGUCAAAAUGAUUCGCCUCCUGUUCAUUUUUUGUGUUUUCUUUUUAAAAUAUUUACCAAAUGCUGUUUAACGGAGGAGGGAAUUUUUC